CCCAUGCGUCCCAUCCCACCCACCCCGUCGAUGGCCUUGCCGGCGCGCGCUUCUGUCUCGAUGCGAAGCCCAGCCCAACCAUUCGACACCCCCAUGUCGGUGCGUCAGGCAGGGUGAAUGGGCCAAGAAAAGACGGAAUUGGAACCAGUUUAUUUCUCUCCCCGCCAACCCUGUGGUUCCUUUUCUUUCUGUUGGCGUGCCUCCACUCGCUUGCCAUCAUCCCUCUCGCUCAGCGCGCCUCACUUCACAAGCCCAUGGCAGCAGUUUGUUGACCGUGAAGUGAUGAACCGCACAGUCUCCAGUUAUAGACAGUAGCUCGCCAGCUUCAGCUCGAAGCAAGGCUACAUUCGUCUUCUCUGCUGCAGUCGACCCUUAUCAACAAAUCACAAUUAGCUGAAUCGCAGGCACCCCUCUGGCCUCCUCGUUGAGUGCUGUCCGUUCGCUAUAUCAAAUACGUCCACGCUGCUUGUUGUGGUGUGACGGCCCACUGUCGUUACUUUUAAGACUCGGUCGAUUCCCUCGUUACCCAACACACCGCGCAUCUCAUAUCAACUUCCGAGCUCGGAAGCGACCCAAGUGACAGGUCAUACUGCAGCCUUGACCGUCACUCAUCAUGGGACUCGGCAGCUACUUCAAGGCUGACAAGCCUGCAGCAUCCUCCCCAACUUCAUCUCCAUCGACGCCCGCUGCAGUGUCAAGGUCCGGCAAGCUAUCUGCCCCUCAACCGAGCCAUUUGCGGCCUUCGGGGCGAUCGCCGAGUAGCAAUGGAGAGAAGAGCGGAGCCGACGGCGGCAACGAUUAUGAGCUGCAGCCGCCGUCUACGCGCUUCAACUCCCGGCCGGCCAGUCUUUCGGCUCGGUCGUAUAGGUCCAACAAUAGCUCCCUCAUCGUCGAGGACAUCAAGCACGAGGUCAUGGUCAACUACAUGUACCAGCAACAGUGCUCCCAGCUCUGGGUCUCUGACGGCAGCGGCGAGGUUGAGGGCGUGCUCCUUCGCAAAUCCAAGGGGCAUUACAUGGCUUGCCCGCCACAAUUAGGCACCUCACCAUUCGCAGUUGCUUGCGCGGCGCUCAAUGUUCAGUGCGCCAUGACUGUCAACUCCAGGGUCAUCAGGACAUUUCUGCAGUGGAUGCCCGACGCAGUUGACGUGCCGUUGAUGAACGGUCUUCGGGUGCAGAUCUUGCCGACCAUUGAAGACCUUCCACGCGCAAGGAAGCAUCAGUUCGCUGCCUUUGUAGCCUCGGAGGGGCUGCUUGUGGUCUGGGAUGAUGAUGCCCUCCACCUGAUCCAGAGGGCAAAGCAGAUUGAAGCUGAGCUGAUGGAGCUGGUCUGGAAGGCCGGUAAUGAAGAUGAAGAUGACGAGAAGAAGGGAGGUGGAGAGGUGGCCGAGUACGAGAUUGACGAGGAGAGCGGCGAGAUCAAGCCCGAGAAGCGGCCAGUUCACCUCUUGAACAGCUGGCUCGUGUGCUUCACUCUGGUCCUGGUCACAGUUUCGCUCGGUGCUGCGUGGAGAGAACUCACAAUCCAGGUCCUGGUCGACGGCAGCUACAUCCGUCUGGCCCUCGUUGGACUUGCUCCUCUGCAGAUCUUCUUCACUCUUUUCUUCGCCCAGGUCAUUGUCGGUUGCUUGGCACAGAUAUUUGGCCCUGUCCGACAGCUAACCAUCAACUCCAAGUUUUACUCGGCUCGCACGCCUCCGAGACUGCAGACCGCCAACCUUCCUCACGUCACCGUCCAGUGCCCCGUGUACAAGGAGGGUCUUCAGGGUGUCAUCAUGCCAACGGUCAAGUCCAUCAAGCAGGCCAUGUCGACCUAUGAGCUCCAAGGCGGGUCAGCCAACAUGUUCGUCAACGAUGAUGGUCUGCAGCUCAUCACGGAGGAGGAGCGUCAUGCCCGUAUCGACUUUUACGCCGACAACAGCAUCGGCUGGGUGGCGCGGCCCAAGCAUGGUGAGAACGGCUUCUUGAGACGCGGCAAGUUCAAGAAGGCGUCAAACAUGAACUUUGCCCUGAUGAUCUCGUGCAAGGUCGAGGAAGAAUUGGAAAAGGUCCAGCGUGGCCCUGAGUGGACACAGCACGAUGAGGCUCAGGCUUACGAACAUGCUCUGAAGGAAGUUCUGGAAAAGGAUGGUCGUGCCUGGGCUGAUGGCAACAUCCGUGUCGGUGACUACAUCCUCAUCAUUGACUCCGACACCCGUGUCCCAGCCGACUGCCUUCUCGAUGCUGUCUCUGAGAUGGAGCAAUCACCCGACGUCGGCAUCAUGCAGUUCUCUUCGGGCGUCAUGCAGGUUGUUCACACGUACUUUGAGAACGGCAUUACCUUCUUCACCAACUUGAUCUACUCGGCUAUCAGAUACACCGUCUCCAACGGCGACGUGGCGCCCUUUGUCGGCCACAAUGCCAUCCUCCGCUGGUCCGCAAUUCAGCAGGUCUCGUACGAGGAUGAGGACGGAUACGAAAAGUUUUGGUCCGAGAGCCACGUGUCUGAAGACUUUGACAUGUCGCUCCGGUUGCAGUGCGCCGGGUACAUCAUCCGCUUGGCGGCUUGGGCCGGCGAAGGCUUCAAGGAAGGUGUAUCGCUCACCGUGUACGACGAGCUUGCGCGGUGGGAGAAGUACGCCUAUGGCUGCAACGAGCUGUUGUUCCACCCGAUCCGCAAGUGGCUGUGGAAAGGUCCCUUUACUCCGCUGUUCCGCCGCUUCCUCUUCAGCAACAUCCGCUUCACGUCCAAGAUCACCGUCAUCUCGUACAUUGGAACUUACUACGCUAUCGGUGCGGCUUGGAUCAUGACAUGUGUCAACUACUUCCUGAUGGGCUGGUUCAACGGGUACUUGGACAAGUACUACGUCGACAGCUGGAAGGUCUGGUUCUCGAUCAUCAUCGUCUUCAACGGACUCGGCAACGUUGCGCUUGCUCUGAUGCGAUACAGGCUGGGCGAGCGCAGCCUUUUGUACGCAUUCUUUGAGAACUUCAAGUGGACUUUGAUGUUGGCCAUCUUCUUGGGUGGUCUGUCGCUUCACGUAUCCCAGGCGCUGCUGGCGCACAUGUUUGAGAUCAACAUGACAUGGGGUGCAACUUCCAAGGAGGCCGAGUUUUCGAACUUCUUCAUUGAGGUCCCCAAGGUUUUGAAGAAGUUUAAAUUCUCCAUGAUAUUCUCGACCGUCUUCAUCGUCGGCAUGGUGAUACUCGCCGUCGCGCCCUUUGUGCCGCACGACUGGCGCAUCACCGACUUUGUGGCUAUUCUGCCCAUGGCUACGAUCGCAGCCUCGCACUUUUUGCUGCCGCUGGCCCUCAACCCUGCCCUUAUGACGUUCUCGUGGUAAUUGCGGACGCGGGUUGAGAUGACCAGAUGGUGCACGACUUGGAUUGGUAGGAGUAACCUUGGUUUUCUCCCAGUGAUCUAUCUAUCUAUGCCAUGUUUACUUGGCUGUUGUGCCUUGCAAUCAGCAGCGCUUUCUCUAAAAUAUCGUUUCUGUUUUCUUUUUGGGUAUCUAAAUUUUUGCGAGUUUCUUUGCUCUAAUAGCUCUAGAGAUACAGUACAGGCUUAGGCUGGGAUGGGUUUAGACAUAUACAUGAACAAUACUUAACGAGACCAUGAGCAUACUUGUACUUCUUUUUUCCUGGGCUGGCAUGUGAUACGAGGCCUGAUGUGCGACACUUG
Pyricularia oryzae 70-15 is the source of this 3660-nucleotide messenger RNA. RefSeq lists its product as uncharacterized. The transcript has 3 exons. The coding region runs from base 614 to 3322 and encodes 902 amino acids. The record is from RefSeq and is a predicted model, not a curated record. Lineage: Eukaryota; Fungi; Ascomycota; Sordariomycetes; Magnaporthales; Pyriculariaceae.